This is a messenger RNA of Aspergillus wentii DTO 134E9, 1653 nucleotides long. RefSeq lists its product as uncharacterized. The transcript is spliced from 3 exons. NCBI's taxonomy places the organism in Eukaryota, Fungi, Ascomycota, Eurotiomycetes, Eurotiales, Aspergillaceae. The record is from RefSeq and is a predicted model, not a curated record. Bases 1 to 1653 code for a protein of 550 amino acids. Gene Ontology annotation, biological process: transmembrane transport. Gene Ontology annotation, molecular function: transmembrane transporter activity.
AUGGGCGUCCCGGAAGCUACUGAAAAUGCAGAAAAUGAUACAAUAUCAUACAUAGACCCUCCAUUGAGCUAUCAUAGCGUUGAUGAAGAGAAACAAAUAAGCGCAAUCACUGAUCCGACCGAGAUCCCUCAAGAUGAAGCCAACCCGGACGAUACAGUGUGGAAGCCUGGGGUUAGGGAGUGGUUGGUUCUAGUUUGUGUCUCUACUCUGGCGAUGAUGGAUUCCUUUUGCGCGACAACGGUUGUAUCUCUCAUACCAGGUUUAUCGAAAAGCUUUAGCAAGCCAAUAGCCGCUACCCUAUGGUGUGCUACAGGAUACUUAUUAGCCAACGCAGCGAGUCAAGCCUUCUUCUUCCUGCUAUCCGAAGUAUUCGGCCACGGGCCACUUCUCCUGAUAGCGGUCGUCGUGUCCACCAUAGGGACAGGAAUUUGCGGUGGCUCAUCGAACCUACCCACAUUAAUCGCUGGCCGAUUUAUCCAAGGUAUUGGCGGUGGCGGUGCGACGUCAAUAUCUCUCCUGAUUGUGGCGGACAUGAUACCCCCUCCCUAUCGAGGACGAUUUUCCGGUUACGUGUUCAUGAAUCAAGUAGCUGGCGCCAUGCUGGGCCCGUUCCUAGGCGGUAUAUUCAUCGAUUAUGUUGAAUAUAGCUGGGCGUUCUAUUUCAACUUAGUAUUCUGUGCCUUGGGGAUGCUUAUGAUACCUUUUGCGAUUGAUCUCAGAGGACAGAAGGGAGACUACUUCUAUAAACUGCGUGUGGUGGACUGGAUUGGUGCAUUUCUGACUAUGCUGGGGAUCGGCUGUCUUCUGGUCGGUCUGAGCUUUGGAGGAACAUUAUGCAAAUGGGACGAUUGGCAGACUCUGACACCGUUAGUUAUUGGAGGAGCUUCGAUCAUUGCCUUGAUCGUCUACGAGAAUAUCUGGGCAGUGCAGCCGCUAUUCAGUUCGACGGUGUUCAGAAGUUACUCAGCUGUGAUGGCAUAUAUAGGAAGCUUUCUCCACGGACUCCUGAUGUUUUGCCAGCUACAAUAUCUCAUCAUAUACCUCGCCUCCAUUAAGCUCCUUGCUCUAACCUCCGCAGGCGUCAGCUUGAUGGCCAUAACGGGCUUUUCUUUAUUGACAACCAUCUUCUCCAACAGAUAUGCCAAUACUCCUAGAAGUUCUCCAUGGACUAUCCGUGCUGGAUGGAUACUCAACAUAUUGGCAACUGCGCUUCUGAUAGUCUUGUACUCUCAGACCCCAACGGCAGGAUGGAUAUUCAUCUUCAUAACCGCAGGAAUGGGCCACGGACUGCUCAUAUCCGGGUACAACACAUACAUGCAAGCUUUCCCGCAAAGGCAAGAUGGAGAAGAUGAACACAGAGUUUCCGCAUCCGCCAUGAUCAUGUAUUCGUUUCUGCGGACUUGGGGGAUGUGCAUUGCUAUUCCUGUUGGGGGAGCGAUGCUCCUGAACCAGAUGAAUGGGAAUAUUGUCAGCAUAUCUAAUGAUGAUGUUGAUAAUGGGCAUGCCAAGAGAAGACUAAUUACCAGUGAGGGGAUAACUAAUAUGCACUUUAUCCGACUUGUGGGGUUUCAGAUCGUGUGGCAGGUUUUUACUGGAGUGGCAGCGCUAGGAGGAAUUACAUCGUGUUUUGUUCAUGUGAAGAGGGAGAAAUGA